Penicillium cosmopolitanum is the source of this 230-nucleotide messenger RNA. RefSeq lists its product as uncharacterized. The coding region runs from base 45 to 230 and encodes 61 amino acids. The record is from RefSeq and is a predicted model, not a curated record. The transcript is spliced from 2 exons. NCBI's taxonomy places the organism in Eukaryota, Fungi, Ascomycota, Eurotiomycetes, Eurotiales, Aspergillaceae.
GAACCAGCGGCAGCGGCAGCUUCCCGCGGUCCCGUUACACGCGAAUGAAGGAGCGACUGUCGGUCAUCGGCGCCAGUCCAGCUCCGGGCUCGACCACCGGCCAGUUUACACGCCAACUGGACUCGGCUCUCCCGGGACCCCACAUGAAGAUGCUGCAUGAUAAUCUAGAACGGGAGAAAGCACCGAUACUAGCUCAACUCCGCACGGGACAUGCCAGACUGAAUGGAUAA